Sinocyclocheilus rhinocerous is the source of this 3267-nucleotide messenger RNA. Its product is annotated as inositol-tetrakisphosphate 1-kinase-like. Lineage: Eukaryota; Metazoa; Chordata; Actinopteri; Cypriniformes; Cyprinidae. Gene Ontology annotation, biological process: inositol trisphosphate metabolic process. The annotation marks the transcript as partial. Gene Ontology annotation, molecular function: magnesium ion binding; inositol-3,4,5,6-tetrakisphosphate 1-kinase activity; inositol-1,3,4-trisphosphate 5-kinase activity. Gene Ontology annotation, cellular component: cytoplasm. The transcript has 9 exons. The record is from RefSeq and is a predicted model, not a curated record.
UUUUUUGCUUCUUUCAGGAAAAGAGGAAUAGAAGUUGUUCAGCUUGACCUGAGUCAGCCGUUAGAGGAGCAGGGUCCCCUGGACGUCAUCAUUCACAAGCUAACAGACCUGAUCCUGGAAGCGGACCAGAAUGACACUCAGUCCCUGCUGCUGGUCCAGCGUGUGCAGGAUUAUAUUGAUGCUCACCCAGAGACCAUCAUUCUUGACCCACUUCCAGCCAUCCGAACUCUACUGGACCGCUGCAAAUCCUACCAGCUGGUGCACAGGAUAGAGGACUGCAUGAGAGAUGUGAGGAUCUGUUCUCCUCCAUUUAUGGUGCUGAACAGUGAGUGUGGCCCAGACACGCUGGAGCAGAUCAAGCAGCACGGUCUUACAUUCCCUUUCAUUUGCAAAACACGGGUUGCUCACGGAACUAACUCUCAUGAGAUGGCUAUAAUAUUCAACGCAGAGGACCUAAAGGACGUGAAGCCACCGUGUGUCAUUCAGAGUUUUAUAAACCACAAUGCCGUGCUCUAUAAAGUGUUCGUGGUGGGUGAGUCGCACACUGUGGUGGAGAGACCAUCACUCAAGAACUUCCCCUCUGGACCGUCUGACAGAAAAGCUAUUUUCUUCAAUAGCCACAAUGUGUCCAAGCCAGAGUCGUCCUCUGACCUCACAUCUAGGGAUAAUGUAGAAGGUGUUUCGCAGCCUCCGAAUGAUGGUGUCAUUAGGGAACUGUGUAAAUCUCUUCGGGAAUCUCUCGGCGUUUCGCUCUUCGGCAUCGACGUCAUCAUUAACAACCAGACGGGCCAACACGCAGUCAUUGACAUCAAUGCAUUCCCUGGAUAUGAGGGUGUCCCAGAGUUCUUCAGUGAUCUCCUGAACCACAUCAUCAGCAUCCUCCAAGACCACUCCUCCAGUGACCCCUCGGCCCCGCCCCCUCCCGGCCAGCUGCCCGCUUUAGGCGCAGGAGAGCGCAACUGCGCCCCGUCCCAGGAGUGCUGCGGCAUGCUCGGCAAAGAGUCAGACAGCAGCCCCUGGAUCGUGGAGGGCGACGGUGGUCUGAAAGGCCCGCGUCAGAGACUGGGCUGCAACACGGCCAUGUCCCCCAACUUCCAACAGCACUGCGUGUCCACAAUAGCCACUAAAGCCUCGUCACAAUGACUGCCGUCUCCCCACUGUCCCGCCAUCAUUCCCUGAACAAAUUGUGAAGACAAACUGAAUAAUAUACAAUAACAAUAAUAACAAUUAUACUGGUAAUAUAUCUGUAAUCAAAAAUAAACUAUAUUGGGAAUAAUCAUAAUGAUGUUGAUAAUGGGCAUUGGAUUCGGUCUCCUAUGCCUGUGUGUAGGUUUUAUUUUGAAAUUUUCUUUCUCUUCAGUCUAACAACUCAGUACUGUAAUGUGAACUGAAAAUCAGUUUUAAUUUGAAACACAGGGCAAAAUUAGUGGAUGUUAGUUCAUUGAACACACUAGGCAUGUUGGAUAUUUAAGCUGGAAAAGGUUCUGAAGUUUUUCUUUUGUUGCUGAUGGAAAAGACUAACGGAUAUCAGUGUUUUUAAUGACACUGAACACAAACACACAGAAUAAUCUAACAAACAGGACACCUAAAAUGUCUUUGUGCUCUGUAUUUAGUGGCAAUCCUAUAUUGUGAUGAUCCACAGUGUAUAUCGUUGUGCAGCGUCUACAAAGCUCUUGUGUGCCACUGUGUUUGAUCUUGUGACACUCCGUAAUCUUUUCAUAAUGCUCCAGAAGACUUUCAUCAUCCUUCCAUAAACAUUGUGGCACCUGACAUUUUUCAUGUGCAUUUCAAUGCGUCAUAUCAUAAGAAAACUGAACGAUGGAAGUUCCAGGUGAACUGUCGAGUAUCAUUAAUGUUUUGAUAGUUUUAUGAAAGUCGAAGAGGUUCUACUGUUCUUCUAAAAUUCUUCUAAAUUCAGUUUUUUUUGGGGGUCAGUGCUGCGUUUGGUUAGACGGUUGCAAGAGGAUAUUCUGACAUUCCCUGUAUGCGUGUGUUGUUUUUUUUAGCAGACGGUCCUUUAAAAGUUCAGAUGUUUUGUAAUAUGAUCCAGUUUUGAAAGUCAUAUUUAAGACUUUGCUUCAGGUUAGUACAGACCCUUGAAAUAUUUGAACAAACUGCAUAAGAUGGAUGUUAAUGUAUAUGUUGGGAGUAUUUAGUCUUGUUCUAAUUGCAAAGAAGAUUAAUUGCACAUCUCUUCUACAAAGGGUUCAACGCUUUGAUUCUUGGUUACCAUUCCUCGUUUAAAAGGAAAAUGGACAGAUUUGUAACAUAUUCUUCAUUCUAAAUGGAAUAAUCGCUAACUUGUUUGAAAAUCACUAAUGAAUACAAAGUAUUUGUUUUAUACAUCAUGUAGUUAGCGAAACGUUGCAUUUGGUUGCUGAUUUAAAUCGAUUGGUUUUGUAAAAUGCCAUGAGGCAGUUGAAGCACUAAUUAAUUUCGAAAUUGAUUUAGCACUAAUAUCAAUGUCAUUAAAACCAUCUGAACAAUUUAGCAGUACUUUAUACAUUAAUUAAAAGGUAAUAAAGCCAAAAAGUGAUUUGCAGCUUUUUAGGUUUUCUUUUGGUAAUGAAAGCCUUGGACAUCCCACAGCGUUUUUUGUACAAUUACAAAAAUGAGCAUCUUAUUUGUAUUCAUGCUUAUAAAAGAAACUUCGCCCACUUAGUGCCCAUAAAGUGACUUGGAUUACUCCUACACGUUUGAAGACCAACAGAAAACAGCUUGUUUUUGUUCACUGUGAGAGGAAUGAAUGUGUGGAGAUAUUUGACAAACAAUGUCUUAAUGUGGUAAACAAGAGCGGUGCGAAUGGACUGCUGUCAUCAGCAUCUGCUCCCGUUCUGUUCAGUUUAUAUGAAGUGAACAUUUAGUGCCACUCCACUGGCCCUUUGCACCUUAUGUUAAUGCUUUUCUUGUUCUGAUGGGGUCCAUUUUUUAAGAUGAAUAUUUUCAUAGGUAUACCAAACUGUUUAAUAUCCUUUUCUAUAGUAACUCACUCCAUUGUUAUGGAAUAUAAAUUAAGUGGUCAUUAACAUUUAGCCUCUUGCUUGCAAUAGGAAUUUAUGUCAAGAGUGUUGGAAUAUGUUUAUAUGAUUAAUGGGGAGUGUGUUCAGAUUAAGUUUGCAUUUUGUACAUCAUGAAAAAUGCUCCAAGUCUGAGUCGGUUGAGAGAAUGACAGCCUUCAACACAGCUUUAUCUUUUGUCUCUGUACUUUUGCCUUCAUUGUGCUAUCAAAUAGAAAAUCUCCUCACCUACUAAAUUUUCUGUCUCUAU